CAGACGCUGACGUGCUGGAGAAGCUCCACAGCUCAUUCCUAAAGACUUCUGACACAGGAAAACUGCAACCUCGUGCAAACCGUUAACUGAGAGAAACACAACACGACUACACAGCUGUAGACACUUUAACCACAACUGCAAGACGGGAAACACUCGCACUGUGCGGACGAAAGAAAGUGGACACAUGAGGAGUGUUACAGGGGAUCUGAAAACUACUUGAACUCAGAACAGACAGAAACUCCCAACUGUGCCGCUUGCUUCAACAAGACAAGAAAACCUCGAACCAGCUAAUAUCUGCUUUAAAACAGGAUUUGAGAAGAAAACAGGCUCGCCCCUCCCUGAGGAACAUCUUUAAAUGAUGAAAAACUAGCAUGAGUCAGAAUGAGCACUUCAGAUGAAAUAAUGAAAACCCUCCACACCAUCGGGAGCAAACUGCAGGGUCUUUCUCAAGACCACCCGCUCAUCCAGGCAGCGUUUCUGAUCAUCAUUCUCUUCUUCUUGACGUUCAUAGCUCUGUUUGUUACCGGAUGUGUUUACGGCCGCUGUGGCUGCUGUCAAAGCACCAGAAACAAAGUGAGUGCUGUCUGAGGAGAUGAGACAAUCGAGAACAGACAAUACGGGCCAACAUACAGAUCCGGUUUGGAUGGCACACAACUGCUUGUGACCACUGUGAUAUCACACAUCACAGUGAUAAUUCUCAGGAAAGAUGUUGUACACACUGCCAAACUACACAAAUGAUGAUGCAAAUCGGAAGAGCUUAUCAAACAUCUAAUGGAGAAAUAUUUUUCUGAGUAUGCUGUCCAUUACAUUAUUAUCAUGGGUGGCACAAAUGUACCAUAUAUUAAACCUUUCCCAAUGUGGGAAUACAGAACACCGGAGUAAACCAAAAUCAUUUUGGUAAACCAAAAUGACAACGGGGUUAAAGCUGCCCCCUGGUGCUUGCUAUGAAAACUGCAGUCACAAGAUAGAUUUCAAGAAACAUGGACAUGCUCUCUGUACAUCUCUAACCUACAUCUGAUAUUCCAAAUAAUUGUAAAAGCAUUGCCUUGACACCAGUAUUGAACAAUAUUAAAGUGAGUUUAUGUAUGAGAGAGAACGACAUAUACAGAAACAUAGAAACAUGUGUGCAGAGGAAAUGAGAUAAAAGAGUAAAUUACACAAAACAUGCACUUUAGUUUUUUUCUAUAGGCCAUGUUCAAGGCAGAAAUAACAAGUGCUACACGGUUCUCUUCAUAUCAUCAACGGUGCUGUUUGGAUAAUACUGUAUCAAAAUAAGAAAAAUCUUUUUCUAUUUUUGAUGCGAGGAAGGUGAUUGGUCGAGAAGGAUAAAAGUAAAAAAAGAAAAAUGGCGGCCAAAACGCUGUUGGAGCAAAAUUUUGUAUAAGUGUAAAUUUAAUUUUAAGAAAUGAGUAUUGAAGUUUUUAGAUAUGUGAUUGGUUAAUGCCAAAAUAGACUUCCGUUACGCUCCCUAUGAAGCCGAGCUGCCUACGUACACAAAUGCUGCCUCUGAACAUUGUCGGCCGCUAUUCGUAACCACAGCGCUGCAAGAAUUUAUUUUUUACAAAAAAUUGCCAUUGUCAACUUUUUCUUGUUAAAAAAAAGAAGUAAAAUGUGAACACCGCCUUAAACGUAUGGAAACUCAUAAUUUGUUAAAGAUACAUUUCUAAUAAAACCUGUAAAACAUAUUUUGGACUCAAAAAAAGCUAAAUUUUAUUAUUUUCAAAGGUAAAUGUAUUUGUUGCAGUUUCUGUUUGCAUUUCAGGCUUACAUAUGAUACAUAAUCAUUAGUCUGUAGAUCCAGAAUUGAAAGUUUAGCUUGCGUGCGUGAACUCACCCUUCUUGUUCACAAAAAGCGACCAUAGUAUCAAAGUCCUGGAUGGGUGCCUUGUCCUGUUCUUUCUCUGAUCCUCGCUUCUCCUGCAAACAGUUUACAUAUAUUAUGACUUUUUUUAUUUACCAAUAAUAAACUAUUGCACACUAAGUAUUUAUGAAACUCCAUGUUGCUUCACGAUGAGAUUUUCACUUUGGGAUUCUUGAGGAAAAUAAAAUAAUGUCUUAAAGGAGCAAUUCUUUUCCUGUUUUAGAGGCUUUGAUCAUGUUUUUUGAGUGUUUAACAAUGUAUAUUCAUGUUUCUAAUAAAAAAACACUUUAUAUUUCA
Molecule: messenger RNA, 2158 nt
Organism: Triplophysa dalaica
Lineage: Eukaryota; Metazoa; Chordata; Actinopteri; Cypriniformes; Nemacheilidae
Gene: smim5
Product: small integral membrane protein 5
Exons: 5
Coding region: 382-588 (68 amino acids)
Source: RefSeq, a predicted model, not a curated record